AUGUCGUUGGCGGAUUUAUUAGCGCAGUCGAGAACUCUUACGAGCCAUCUAUCCAAGCCAGAUCUACCGCAGAUACACCUCGGCUUGGAUCAGAUCGAGAACCAGUCCAAGAAGUUGGUCCAUAAGCAGAGAGGUGAUAUUGAUAGCAGAGUACAUUAUCUAUUGGCAUCUGGUGGCUUAAACGCGAGUGAUUUAUCAGAUAAGAUAUUUACAAUCAACAACAAUCUCAAUAACACGUUUGAACCUCUUCAACCGUUGCUUGAUAGCGAUUUAGACGGCUACUUGAGACAUCAAUAUGAACAAACUAUUAUAUCCACCAUUGAGGAAGGCAGGAGAGAUACUGUUAAUCAAUUUCAAUCCAAUUUAUCUGAAAAUCUUCAAUCUUCCUGGAACAAAAGGCUGUCUCUCUUAUUCGAGGAGCUAGGACAGCAUUCUUACUCUAAUGACGUCGAUUUCAUCCCACAACAGUCCUCCUCUUACUCCACCAUCCCUUCAACCACUCUAGCUGUUAACACGCGCAUGAACAGCUACGCUAAUCUCGUCAAGAAGCUUAACGAGUAUCGCUUGCAAGCCUACAACUAUCCAAUCAUAUCUGAGCUAUCAUCGAUUGCCAAGUCUCUCUCAACCACUGACACUCGUUCAAACCAGAUCCACGACUGCUGGCAACUGCUCGCUUCUUCCUUAAGAGAGAAGUCUGUCGUUAACGGUGAAUUUCAGAGAGCUGCACUCUCCCAAAGAGAAUACUCAAACUCAUACCUCCACCAAUCCUCUGAAUCUGACGAGGCGCGCAAUCUUCGCACUCUUUGGACAACUGGCUCCAAGCACUUCUUGGAACAUCAAUACUUGAAGUACAUUGAGAAGAUCAUCAUUCAAAAUCCUUCACAAGCUCAGGUUGGUGGCUUGCCACUCAUUCAAAACAAGGUCAGAGGUUUCCUCAAUGUCAAGUACGCAAAGAAUGGUGGUUGGUCUGAUCCUAAGAUAGAGAUUAUCUCUGGUCAGCCUCUCUGGGCUAUGCUCUUUACCCUCUUGCGCACCGGUCAUCCCAAUGAAGCCUUAGACUUGGCUAUUGAAAACGAAGAGGCUCUUGGUAAGACUGAGAGAGAAUUCGUCCCGUACUUCAAAUCAUGGCUCGACUCUCCUCAUCAGCGCUUGCCGAGACAACUUCAUGACAGAUUCAUGUCAACAUACAACACAAGAAUACGUUUCGCUGCUGAGUCAGGCUCAAUUGAUCCGUACAAAUAUGCACUCUACAAAUUGGUUGGAAGAGCAGAACUAUCAAGACGUAACUUACAAUCCAUCACAACCACAACUGAAGAUUGGUUGUGGCUGCAGUUGUCGCUCGUCAGAGAGAGCGCACCAGGCGAAGACUCGCCAUCUGAAUCAUUCGGGCUGAGAGAAUUAGCCGGACUGCUUCUCAAAUUUGGUGAUAAGCAUUUCGACCCGAAGGGUAAUAAUCCCAUCAAGUAUUUCACAGUAUUGCUUUUAUGCGGUCAGUUCGAGCGCGCCGUGGCGUACCUCUACAACAAUGUCCAGUACCAAGUCGAUGCUGUCCACUUCGCUGUCGCUCUUUCAUACUACGGUCUGCUGCGUGCACCCGAGAAGUCCCACACGUCUGAGAUCGAACUGCUCACAGCAGACGCAAACGGUCAGCCUACGCUCGACUUUGCGAGAAUGAUACAGAGAUAUACGCGCAUCUUCGCUAAAACGGACCCAUGCGAGGCAUUGCAAUACCUUUAUCUUAUAUGCCUCAAUAGUGAUGCCCCAACCCCAGUCAACAAGCAGCAAAUAGCACUCUGCCACGCCUACAUCAAAGACCUCGUAUUGGAGACUAGAGCGUAUACUGAGUUAGUGGGCGAGAUCAAACCUGAUGGUACAAAGUUGCAGGGGAUGAUAGAGAAGGAUCUCAGUCUUAUCAGCCUCGACAACCAAAGAGAUUUCCUCGUCAACAUCGUUAAGGCUUCAGCACAUAAGGCCGAGCUCGAGAAGCGUACAAGAGAUGCAAUCUUGCUGUACAACUUGUCGGAAGAGUACAACAAGGUUAUCCUCGUACUCUGUCAUGAGCUCGGCUUGUCUCUUUACUCGAACCCUAACGAUAGAAGCCAAGAUGAGCUGUUUGAAUUGUCGAAUAACAUACUCAGCCACUACAAGAGAGAUGCACGUAUCGCGCACAGAGUAGACAAGAAUAACAGGGAAACAUUGCAAGUCCUUCUAAAGUUGAAGGAGAUUCUCAAGCAUUACGAACAAUCUCAAUUGGAUUUCGCUCUCGAUGGUAUUGAACAACUCAACAUUAUUCCUCUGUCUGGUGACGUUAUUUCAAUCACAAGGAAAGCGGAAGACUUUAAAGAAAUCAAUGAGAGUAUAUCGAGGAACUUCUCUGAUAUUCUUCUCGUCACUAUGAACAUCCUCUUCAAAAUACACGCCAACUUGAAGGAAUCUCCAUUCGGGGACACUUCUAGACAAAACAAAAUGGGUCAACUCCGUGCGAAAGCUCGCACACUCAUGAUGUUCGUUGGACUGCUCAGAUUCAGAAUCUCAAGCGAUGUCCUCCAACAGCUGUCGAGAUUGGAUGUAAUGAUGGUUUGA
Wallemia ichthyophaga EXF-994 is the source of this 2583-nucleotide messenger RNA. RefSeq names its product Meiotically up-regulated 87 protein. The transcript is spliced from 3 exons. Gene Ontology annotation, molecular function: structural constituent of nuclear pore. NCBI's taxonomy places the organism in Eukaryota, Fungi, Basidiomycota, Wallemiomycetes, Wallemiales, Wallemiaceae. The record is from RefSeq and is a predicted model, not a curated record. Gene Ontology annotation, biological process: poly(A)+ mRNA export from nucleus; protein import into nucleus. Bases 1 to 2583 code for a protein of 860 amino acids. Gene Ontology annotation, cellular component: nuclear pore.